Messenger RNA from Topomyia yanbarensis, 3193 nucleotides. RefSeq names its product zinc finger protein 665-like. NCBI's taxonomy places the organism in Eukaryota, Metazoa, Arthropoda, Insecta, Diptera, Culicidae. The record is from RefSeq and is a predicted model, not a curated record. The coding region runs from base 217 to 3123 and encodes 968 amino acids. Gene Ontology annotation, biological process: regulation of transcription by RNA polymerase II. Gene Ontology annotation, cellular component: nucleus. Gene Ontology annotation, molecular function: RNA polymerase II transcription regulatory region sequence-specific DNA binding; DNA-binding transcription factor activity, RNA polymerase II-specific. The transcript is spliced from 5 exons.
AUAUUCCAAACGAACAAACGACCUAUCAAAAUAUAUGAAUUUGACUCGUUUGGAAUGACACUGACAAAUAAUAAUUGUUCCAAUUUUGACAGCGUCGUCACUCUCCUUAUAUGCACUCAGAUUUUUACAUUGCACUUCACCCACGUUUGUAAACAAAAAUUAUCAAGGAAAAUUAUCACAAAAUUGUGUUAGGUGGUUUUUGGAGUACGAAAAACGAUGGAAAAUGACGCCGAAGACGGUGCCAGAUAUGAAAAAUCAUCGGUUCCAGAUGAGACUACCAUUGAGACAGUGGAUUUGGACGAUCAGCCCUCGCCACCGCCGAUGUUGCCAGUCCACGGUUUGCAGUCCAUGUUCGAAACGAUCGACUAUCUGAUCGUCCACGAUGGUUACCAGUGUGCGGCCUGCCCGCAGGAGAAGCGCCGAAGCUUCCCCGAUAUGCCCGAACUCCGGCGGCACAUGGUGAAACACGUCAACGGUGGUCGUACGUCGGGACGGCACUCGGAAAUACGAUGCAACCAUUGCAAUCAAACGUUCGACCGAGUGGAUAACCUCCGGAAGCAUCUGCUGGAGGCACUGAACAAAGAGUACGGUCGGGUAAUCGACAGUGAUGAUAUGGAUGAUGAAAAGCAUUGUGUUAGCGAUGCUCCAGUGAACUACAUCAUCAAGAAUGGUUGUUUGACGUGUUCGGUGUGUGAAGCCGAAUUCGGAGCACCCACCCGGUGGAACAAGGAGAAGUUUAAGAUGCACGUCGGCAAGGAGCACUGGAAGACGCCGGCGUUCAGGUGUGACGAUUGCGGAAAACGAUUCAGCGAGGCUGGGAAGUUGGAGAAGCAUAUGAAGCGACACCUCGAACUGAUGGAUGUAGCGUGGAUGGGUGCUGAACCAUCUACGUCAAGCGGUGUCAAAAUAAAAAAGAGCUCAGAUUCGGAUUCCGAUGAUGCAUUUUACGCGAAAGAUCCUGUGGAAUUGCAGCUAGAUGAGAUGCCAUUACCUGAGGUUCACAUCAAGGUCGAACCGGACGAAGAACAAAAUCCGUUAGAGGAAGACAGGAGGGAUGGUGAAGAGUCUUCCGUUUCAAAUAGUUCCAGUGCAUCUUCCGACUCGAGCGCGGGAUCGGAAUCUGACGUGCCGUAUGUCGAAAAGACUAGAAAAUACAAACCCAAUCGAAAAGCCCGUAAAUUGCGACACAUUAAAGCUUCGUGUCGCGCGAUUCCCGGUGCCAACGACGGUUCCAUUAUUCUAGCUUGCAAUAUAUGUGACGAAGGAUUUCUACUGCAAGAUCUUCUCGAUCGUCAUAUGGUUCAGAAACAUGACGAUCGCGAUCGGCCGUACAGAUGCUCGCACUGUGCGAAAACCUACAUGACCAACGGGAACCUACAGGAGCACAUACGAAUGGUCCACGCGGGUGUCAAGUUCCCCUGCAAGGACUGUGGCAUUAAACUGUCCACCAAGAGUUCCUGGAAGCGUCACAUGAAGGGUCACACGGAUGAAGGGUUCAGUUGCGCCAUCUGCGCGGAAAAGUUUUCUUCUCAUUCGGUGUUGGCCAAACACAAACGACGCGUUCACGAGAAGGCCGCCAACAAUUUUAUUUGCGUGGAUUGCGGUAAUACCUACGAUACAAAUGCUGCUCUGCGGGAACACCGUAUUUCUCACACCGACGAACGGAGAUGGGAGUGCAAGGUGUGUGGUAUGAAAUUUAAACGAAAUCACAAUUUGAUAAACCACAGAAAGAUUCAUCUGGUUGAUAAGCCAGUUGUCAAGUUCAAAUGUCAGGAGGAAGAUUGCAACCAAGAGUUUAUAACGAAAUCGGCUCUUGCUACCCACCGUUCCGCUCAUGGAAGAGUGUGCUGCCGGUUGUGCUCUCGCACGUUCGAAUCUCAAAGCGACCUGAUGCAGCAUCGCCGAGAGGAUCACAAAAUAACAGGAAAAGAAGCAGGUAUCAGUUGUCGAACAUGUCAUAAACGCUGCGCUGAUCACGAUGCAUUGCUAGCACAUCGAGCCGAGGAACAUCCGAUGGAAGUUCCAUUGGAGUGUGAUAUUUGCAAGGCUACAUUUGCCUCGACGGUGGCACUACGAGCCCACCAGCGCGAACAUCAGCGCGUUAUCCUUUAUAACUGUCCAAACUGUUCGGAAACGUACAACUCACAGCUGCUGCUGGAAACACACAUGAAGGAAGUACACGCGGACUGUAAAAAUCACGUGUGCUAUAUGUGCGGUAGUGGAUACCCGACCCGGAAGCAGCUGGUUUCUCAUCUGGGCAGGCAUCGAAAUCCUCAGAGGAAAACAAAUUCCAACAUGCCCGGUAACUACAUGUGCGAUAUCUGCGGGAAGGAAUUUAAUUUCCGAAUUACGCUGAAGAGGCAUGUCUACAAUUUCCAUGAUCACGACAGAAAGUUCCAGUGCGAGGUUUGCGAGAAAACGCUAGUGUCAGCGGAGGGAUUGAAGUUGCAUAUGCGAAGCCACUCCGAGGAUCAAUUGGUGAUGUGCGAACUUUGCGGAAAAGGUUUCUCCCAGCCGUACCGGCUGCGUGAGCAUAUGAUUCGUCAUUCCCGCGAAGCAAACGAACAACGAUGCCAUAUCUGUAACCGCGCCUUCCGCGACCCAAAUAAACUCGAGCUACACCUCAAAUCCCACACCGGUGAGACGGAAUUCUGCUGCAUUCCAUGUCAGCGUUAUUUUGCUACCGAUCGGCACUACCGGCUUCACGUGAAGCGUAUGCACGAAUCGGAAGCAACCUGUCCAAUAUGUGAUAAGCUUUUUCCCACGGAGAAGAAAAUGAAGAGCCACGUUCGGAUUCACGAGAAUCCGCACAUGUUUGAAUGUCCCACGUGCUUUGCCUGCAUCAAGGAAAAGAAACAAUUCGAUCGUCAUAUGCGACUGCACACUGGCGUACGAUUACCGUGCCAGUUUUGUCCGUUGACAUUCUCGAUGCCCAAGACGAGAAGAACACACGAGGCCCGGUUCCACAAGGAUCAGCGGGGGACGAUACUGGAGAAAGAUGCUGACGGGGAGAAGGAUAAGGAAAGUCCCAGCAAAAAAUCAGUAGAUGAUACGGCUUUACUAGAGGUUCAGAGUGAUUUCAGGGCUAUACCCGUCAGAGAGGAUGAGGUUAGCGUCGGGUAAUUAUCUAGUGUACAUAAGUAUCCUCAAUGUGAAUGAAUUGUGAAACUCAGAUAAAGCGCUUAGAACUUGA